UUUGUAGUGUUUACUUCCGCUUGGCUGGUUUGGGUGGUGAGAUGUAGCACGUGGGCUUUAGUGCUUUGCAUUCGUCAAAGUAGUGGACCUGGGUGAUCUUUAGCAAGGACAUUGCGACAAGGAUGUGGGGCCCAGCAGCGGUUUUUCCUCCGCGGUUGACAAGGUCAGUUUUGCCAGGUGCUGGCCUCUUUUACUUUGGGAGGUUGGGAGCAACGCUGCGGAAGGACUGGCGGGCAAUUCGCCGUGACUACUGCCCACAGCCGUUGCCGGAUGAAGAUCCCAGGAAGUUGCGCCGGCCGUCCUUUGGCUACUUCAUUUCGAGCAGUUCCAUAAUCAGCCCGAAAUUGGCUGAGAUCUUGGCAGAAAUGCUGAACUUGGGAAAUAACGCACAUCGGCACAUAGUCAUGGAGUGCAAUCCAGGUCCUGGAGUCCUGACUAAGGCAUUACUAGAAACUGGUGCUUCAGUGAUUGCGCUUGAAAGUCACAAAAAGUUUAUUCCACACUUGAAGUCCUUAGGGGAAAAGCUGAAUGGAAGACUAGAAGUGGUCCAUUGUGACUUUUUUAAAAUGGAUCCUAGCAAUCAUAAUCUGGUGAGACCGCCUGUUGUGCUUUCACAAGAGCUUUUUCCAAGUUUGGGAAUAAAAGCAAAUUCCUGGUUAGAAGAUACUCCUUUUAAAGUAGUGGGAAUGCUCCCUGUGAAGAAUGAGAGAAAGGCACUUUGGAAACUUUUACAUGAUAUGUAUACUUGUUCUUCUAUAUAUAGAUAUGGCCGAGUAGAGCUAUAUAUGUUUAUUAGUGAAAGCCAGUUUGAGAAACUAAUCGCAGGUCCCACAAAUCCAUACUUGUAUCAUGUGUUAAGUGUGCUGUGGCAAGUAUCUUGUGAGAUUAAGCUUCUCUACAAGGCACCUUCUUCAUUAUUUGAUAUGUACAACAAGAAUGGACAACUAGUUCGUAAGGCUUCAGUAAUACAUCAAAACCUGUGUUUUAUUCAAAUGACUCCUCGUAAAGAUUUAUUUACAAAAUACUUAACUCCUCUUAACUAUGAUAUAUUUUUUCACAUGGUAAAGCAGUGUUUUGGGAGGCGCAGCGCCCUGCUAAUACAACAUUUACAUUCGUUGACUCCAUAUGAUCCACUAACUAUAAUGAAUAAAGCAGAAAUUAAAAGUGAAGUGAAGCCAUCUGAUAUCUACCCUCAGGACUUUAAGCACCUUUUUGAAACUAUAGAAUGUUCUAGUGAUGAUGACAGUAAAUGGCUAUAUGAUAGAGUCAUAGAAGAUUUACAUUGUUAGGGCAAUAGCCCAUCAAGGGCAUUAGCUGAACAGUUUAUUUGGAAAACACAACAGAUGAAAAAAUGAGUUGAAAAGCAGACAUUCUUUCAACAAAAGAUAUAACUGUUCUUGUUCAGACCAGGAAACUCAUUUCUGAAGUUGAUACCAUUGACACAUUGACUACAACAGUGACUGCUGUUUUAUUCACAACUGAAUAAAAGGAAAACUUCAAUUAAUUAUGCAAUGAUCAGUUGCAAUACUGUCUACUAUUAACUUUCUUUAUGGUAUUACCAAUUGAAAUUGGGUUUUCUUGUGAAAAUUGUCCCGGCCAAAGGACUUAUGUAUUUAAUUUAAGUAGUUCUCUUUCACCCUUGCUGAAUUUCACAUUCCUGAGGGGCAGAAGAAUUUGUAUAGUAUUAAAGUUAGAAAGUAAAUUAAACUUAAGUGGUUUAUUUUACUUUUCUGUUUGCUGAAAUUAUUAUC
Octodon degus (degu) is the source of this 1751-nucleotide messenger RNA. It is a transcript of the gene Tfb2m, whose product is annotated as transcription factor B2, mitochondrial. Gene Ontology annotation, biological process: rRNA methylation; transcription initiation at mitochondrial promoter. Gene Ontology annotation, cellular component: mitochondrial matrix. The record is from RefSeq and is a predicted model, not a curated record. The transcript is spliced from 8 exons. NCBI's taxonomy places the organism in Eukaryota, Metazoa, Chordata, Mammalia, Rodentia, Octodontidae. Bases 123 to 1289 code for a protein of 388 amino acids. Gene Ontology annotation, molecular function: rRNA (adenine-N6,N6-)-dimethyltransferase activity; mitochondrial transcription factor activity.